AUGACUGCCCAAAAAGUUCCAAAGUGGUAUCCAGCCGAAGACGUUCCAGUCGCCAAGCAGACCAGAAAGGCUAACCGCCCACAGAAGUUGCGUGCCUCUCUCGUCCCAGGUACCGUUCUAAUCUUGUUGGCCGGCCGCUUCAGAGGUAAGAGAGUCGUCUACUUGAAGCACUUGGAAGACAACACUUUGUUGGUUUCCGGUCCUUUCAAGGUCAACGGUGUCCCAUUGAGAAGAGUCAACUCUCGUUACGUCAUCGCCACCUCCACCAAGCUCGCUUUGGAAGGUGUCGACGUCGAGAAGUACAACGUUGAGUACUUUGCCAGAGAAAAGGUCACCAGAAAGCAAAAGGCCGAAGCUGGUUUCUUUGGUGAGGACCAAGCCAAGAAGGAAGUUUCCGCCAACCGUGUUGAAGACCAGAAGGUUGUCGACAAGGCUCUUUUGGCCCAGAUCAAGAAGACCCCAUUGUUGAAGCAAUACUUGGCCUCUUCUUUCUCCUUGAAGAGCGGUGACAAGCCACACUUGUUGAAAUUCUAA
Molecule: messenger RNA, 534 nt
Organism: Lachancea meyersii CBS 8951
Lineage: Eukaryota; Fungi; Ascomycota; Saccharomycetes; Saccharomycetales; Saccharomycetaceae
Source: the annotation of a GenBank genome assembly